AAAAAGAUUGUUCGAUUGUCAUGUUGCUGGACAGAAUAGCUCAUACUAAAAGGGAUAUUCCACUGCCCCAUGUAGGAUCCCAUUCCCAACAGACCCUUUUCAUAUGACAUAUUUUGCUUAAGAGGGUUUUGAGCUAUAAAUAGAUCAUGAUGGCAGAGUUGCCCACAUCUUGUUCUGAAAAUCUAUUAUCGGAUGACCAAUCUACUGAAAAGAAAAGACCUUUUGGGAAUCCUGAUACUUCAAAAAGAGACAGAGAAACUCAGCAGCAGAGAACUAUGGAGGUGGAGCAAGGGACGAUUUCAUCUAAACUGUGUAUCGAAAGCAAUGCUGAAAACUACUCACAAUUCUCCAAAAGUGACAAACGAACAGAAAAUUUAGUAGGUCAUGAUGGUACUCAGUCAAGUAAAAAGGGUCAUGAAUGUACCAUCUGUGGAAGAAUUUUAAGUCGAAAGGACCACUUAAAAGUACACAUGAAGAUACAUACUUCUGAUCGACCUCAUCAAUGUGAAAUGUGUGGGAAAAGGUUCAACCAUUUAUGUAGCAAACGUAGACACUUGAAGACACAUACAACUUAUAAGUGUGAGUUGUGUGGAAAGACAUUCAACAACUCACAAGACUUACAGAUACACAAAGAAACUCAUACUGGUGACAAACUUUGUGAAGUGUGUGGAAAGGCAUUUAAAAGAACAGAUGCCUUAUAUGCACAUAUGAGGGUCCACACCGGUGAUAAACCUUAUAAAUGUGAUGUGUGUGGAAAGGCCUCCAGUAAUUCAAGUAACUUUCUCAAACACAUGAGGAUACACACAGGUGAAAAGCCUUAUAAAUGUGAAGUGUGUGGAAAGGCUUUCUCUGAUUCAAGUUGCUUUCAGAGACACGUGAAAUCACAUACUAGCAAUAAAUCUUAUAGAUGUGAUGUGUGUGCGAAAGUGUUUUAUCAAUCAGAUAACUUACAGAUGCACAUGAUGGUGCAUACAAGUGAUAAUCCAAAAACACCUGAUGGGCGUGACUGGACAUUCACUCACGAGGGUGACUUAAAGAAACACAUUUUGAUACACAAUGGCGAGGAACCUUCUGGAAGGUCAUUGAUCCAUUCCGAACACUCAAAGAAUCACCGGAGGACACAUACAAGUGAUAAACCGUACAUGUGUGACGUGUGUGGGAAGGCUUUUGCUGUGGCGUUAAGCUUACAACGACACAAGAGGACCCAUACCGAUGAUAAACCUUUAUUUAUAUGUGAAGUGUGUGGAAAGGGAUUUUUUAAAUUAAGAACUUUAGAGAAACACAAGGAGAAACAUUCAAAUGAAAAGAAAAUUGACAUAAUUAUUCAAUAAAUUAUUUAACAUAUUAUUUUGUAUUGAUUAUGUUGAUAGUAAUGUACAUGUAUGUACUGUGAAAGUUAUUGUAUACAUGAAGGAUACUUAAACAUGGAGAAAUCAAAUGUUAAGCCACAUUGAGAAAUAUGAUCAUCAAUUAUAAUGUGAUGCAUUUCGGAUAUACUGUAUACAGAGUUAUUUUCGCCCUCUCACACUCGCAAACAAUUAAGCCCCAUUUUAAAUUC
Messenger RNA from Saccostrea cuccullata (small rock oyster), 1558 nucleotides. RefSeq names its product zinc finger protein 664-like. The record is from RefSeq and is a predicted model, not a curated record. Gene Ontology annotation, cellular component: nucleus. The transcript is spliced from 4 exons. NCBI's taxonomy places the organism in Eukaryota, Metazoa, Mollusca, Bivalvia, Ostreida, Ostreidae. Gene Ontology annotation, biological process: regulation of transcription by RNA polymerase II. Bases 147 to 1331 code for a protein of 394 amino acids. Gene Ontology annotation, molecular function: RNA polymerase II cis-regulatory region sequence-specific DNA binding; DNA-binding transcription factor activity, RNA polymerase II-specific.